This is a messenger RNA of Panicum virgatum (switchgrass), 3582 nucleotides long. Its product is annotated as NDR1/HIN1-like protein 1. NCBI's taxonomy places the organism in Eukaryota, Viridiplantae, Streptophyta, Magnoliopsida, Poales, Poaceae. Gene Ontology annotation, biological process: defense response to other organism. The record is from RefSeq and is a predicted model, not a curated record. The transcript has a single exon. The coding region runs from base 2764 to 3408 and encodes 214 amino acids.
UUUGAAAGAAUAAAUCACUUAAAUCUCUCAGUUCCAUUGCAAAAAAAAUUCGAAGCUUUUCGCAGUCCUACCCAAAGGUGCUUCCACCAAUUUCUCUAUGGUGUCAAUGUGUCAUGCUUGUGCAAGCACGCCAUUGGUGCCAUUUGUGGGUGGACCAAAGCACAGGACGGAGAAUUGGAGAUUCUCUCUUUCUCACUAGAACUAACGAUCCACUGAAACUUGUAAUUCGUAAUGCUACUAGAGGCAGGCUGGUAGAAAAACUCAACAGAGAGGUAUGACGGUCCCACCAUAUUUCAUUAAGAGGAAGCAAUCGGCUUUUCGGUCGAGAAAACAUUCCGAACUCUGACCGCAUCAGCGAGAGGAAUUUUUUUGUAAUCCCAACCUGAAAUUCACUCCUAUGGGAAGUCGAACUCAGGACAAAGUGUUACCAUAGCCAAUUCAGCCGGAUGCCCCUUCGCACUAGAUGUGGCUGGUGUGAGUAAUCCCUUAGCUAGCUAGUGCGCCUUCAAUUCCUGAUGGUUUCGUGAUGUUGUUGGCUAGCAAGAUGGCACGGAAGAGAGUGGGUUAGAAAGUAAAGAGAUUUGUACCUUUCUGCUAUUGACCCAAUCGAUAGUGUUAACUGCUAAGCACCCCACCACACCACUACAGCCCAAGAAUCAAGAUUGUUCCUUUUUUUUAUGUCCAACUAACUUUGCUCUUCCUAUCUAUCAAGUCCUGAUUAUUAUGAUGGCUGCUGGUGGGUUAUUGUACUAGUACUAAGUAUGAAUGUUUGGUCAACAGCUAAGGUUAUUGUUAUUGUACUAGUACUAAGUAGCUGCUAGAAUGGUAGUAUUCAACAGCUAGCAACAUCAGCUGCUUUUCUUUUUUCUCUGGAAAAACAUUCCCCAUAUUAUUAUUUGUCAGUUUCCCGUCUCAGGUUUAAAGGGCUAACAUAUACGAAUAGUGUCUAGAGAUUGCUGCAAGAAACCACCUGCAACAACCGUACCUCUAGAAAAGCUGCAUAUAUACUUUGGCUUCCUAGCUUCUCAAACGACUACUGAAAUUAGUACAUGGAUCAUUUAAUAUGAGAGCCUCCUUUAAGCUGCUAACGUAUGUUUGGAUGAUUGCUUAGUUACGAAAAGAAAGUGUUCUUGGGUGCAUCGGCGUAUUUGACAUAGAGCCUUGACCCUUAGAGACCACGCGUGGAUGCAAUAAUGUUUAGUGUGCGGAGCUGAUUUUCUGCUGAAUCCAGCAAGAUCUCUGCCAAACAGUUUUUCAGAGAGAAGUGGUUCUCUGCUGAUUCUGUGAAGUGAAGUGAUUCUCCAUCCUGAUUUUAAGAGUUUGUGCUGGAGAAUCAAAGAGAAUUAUUUUCAGCUACAGAAUCACUUCUCUAAGAGAAUCAACUCCUAUAAAGAAUCAGAUUGAAUCGAUGGAGCUUUACUAACCAAGACCUUAUUACAACUAACACACUACACCACAACCCCGCAACAGCGACGGAAAGUCGGUCGAUAUACCGACGGACAGUCAGUCGGUAUAAACUUAUACCGACGGACAGAUCCCGUCGGUGCAAGUCCUGUCGGUAAAAGUUUUUACCGACGGACUCUACUUAUACCGACUGACAAUUUGAUGUAGUACCACAAAUUGCCGACGGACUACUUGUAGGUAAUAUGGAUACAUUUACCAACGGACAAUGUAUUGGUAAAACAAGAAUCGCCGACGGACCAUCCAUCGGUAAUAUUGCACUUUUACCGACUGACUCGUGUCGUUAAUUUGGUGUUGUGUUGUAGUGACACACAGUAGAUGAUUGCAACUGUAAUGGUUGAUGGGAGGAAAUUCAACAUGUGACGUCAUGCAGUCAGCGCCAUUGGAGACAGCAGUCACUAGAGACUAUUUCCGAUAGAAUGCAAGAAGCAGGCCAUUCAUUUCUUACUUCAUUGUGAACGAACUGAUGAAAGAGAUGGAGGUGUGGUAUGGUAGGGUGUGUCAGCUGGUGGUGGAGCUGCUGUCUCUUGAGCAUGAUGUGCCACCAACCAGCCAGCCAAUAUAAUGUGCAAGCCUGGGCCAAUGGCAUGUUGAACUGAUUGCUAGCUUGAUUCUAAUGCUAAACUGUACGAAUGUGUAUAACCAUUUAGAUUGGCACCAGGUACUAAAGCAUUGCACCUAACUCGAUCAGCAUGAAGAAACAAGAGGGAGCUGACAAGAUUAUUGUAAAGUACUUGCAUAGAUGGUGUCGAUCGUGUCGUGUCCUGACAAGAGAAGAGAAGAGAAAAAGAGAUGAUGGCACACGAUCGAUAUAUAUAUGUAUGUACACAUGUUUUUGUUUUCUUUAAUUAUAUAUAUUGAAAUAACUGAAGAAGAAAAACUAAUUAAAGAGAGGCCGGCCGGCACGUCUGAGCCUCUGGACUUGAAUCUGUUUAUCUUUAAUUUGAUAGAUUGUUGUUGUUUUAUUUACGAAGAGAAAGAAAGGAACUAAUACAUGGACUGCUGCUCGCUCUGAAAAUGACUGGAGCUAGCUAGCUGCUGCUGGCAACCAGCUGAUAUGGACACCCUACCUGCCACCUCCACUACUCGAUCUCACACCUGUAUGUGGUCAGUGCUAGUGUUUUUUCGUCCAUCCCUUCUCUUCUCUCUCGAGGGAGCUGCUGCCUGCUAGUAGGUAGGCAGGUAGUGUACGUGCAGCGUCCGGCCACUUCUCUUCCCAAAAGAAAAUUAAGAAGAAGAAGAAGCAGCAGCAGCAGCUGCUGAUCAUCAUCUUCAUCAUCAACAACAAGCAAAUAAGCAGUCAUGUCGAUCAAGUACUGCGACCAGCACAAGGACUGCGAGCGGCAGCGGCUGUACCGGCGCUUCUGCGCCGGCCUCGCCGCCCUCAUCCUGCUGGCCCUCCUGAUCGUGCUCAUCGUCUGGCUGGUGCUCCGCCCCAGCAAGCCCCGCUUCUACCUCAACAACGUCGACAUCGUCUGCAUCAACGUCAGCGCCUCCUCCGCCCUCACCGUCACCAUGCAGGCCACGCUGGCGGCGCGCAACCCCAACGGCCGCGUCGGCAUCUUCUACGACCGCGCCGACGUCUACGCCGAGUACCGGGGCCUCCAGGUCACCGUCGCCACCGCGCUGCCGCCCAUGUACCAGGGCCACAACGACGUCACCGUCUGGGCGCCCUUCCUCUCCGGCGCCGGCGUCCCGCUCUCGCCGUACCUGGCCACCGCGCUGGCGCAGGACGAGACGGCGGGCUACCUGCUCCUCACCAUCCGCGUCGACGGCUGGAUCCGCUGGAAGGCCGGGGCCUUCAUCACCAGCCACUACCACCUCAGGGUCCGCUGCCCGGCGCUGCUCACCGUCAACGACGGACAGGGGAGCUACGGAUCCAACGCCGGAGGGGGGCUCGGCUACUUCAAGUUCAACCGGGCGGCGCCAUGCAUCGUCGAAGUCUAGUAGCUGCCUGCCUCAUUAAGUUUCUUUCAUCUCUACUAUUAUUUCAAUAAUAUAAUAUAAUUACCGGCCGUCAAGGCUGGCCGGCCGGGACUCUGCUGCUACUAUCAUGUACGAUCCUUAAUUACUUGAAUGCAAGUAAUAUAUAUAAUUGUUCAUAUAUGACAUCCUUAAUUA